ACAUACAUAUAUAGUAUAUUAUAAUAUAAUAAAAAAAUAAUAAUAAUAUGGUAAGACAUAACAGAUUCAAAAAAGGUCAAACAAACAUUUCUGAUUUAUUUUAUCUCUCUUUGUUGCUUCGUCUUCUCUUUCCUUCAUCUCUCUCUCUUCUCUUCUCUCUCUCUCUCUCUCUCUCUCUCUCUCCCCACACUUUCCUCUUCAUUUUCUUCUUUGAUUAUAACCAUCUUCUGCCACACCGAACUUAAAGAUCAAAGUUACAAUUCAACAUUCAUUCUCUCUCUCUCUCUCUCUCUCUCUCUCUCUCUCUCUGCCCUUUUGUUUCUUCCACUUUUUUUUGUUUUCUUAUUUCUUCCCAAAAGUAGAGCACCACUUGUCCACUUUCAGACACACACUACUUACACACACACACAUAUAUAUAUAAAUCCCAAGAAAGAUUUCUUCUUCUUCUUUGUUUUCACUACAUAAUAAUAAAUAAUAAUGGAGAAGGCGGAGAGCAUGUUUGGGAAUUAUUCAGGUGAAGAAGAUCAACAACAACAACAACAACAACAACAACACGAGUACAUCAGUUUCUUCAAUAGUAACAAUAACCCAACCAAUUGGGAUAACUUAACGGAUCAAAACGAUCCGUUCGAGUCCGCAUUGAGCUCAAUGGUUUCUUCUCCGACGGCGUCAAUUCCACCUAACGGCGAAAACAUUGUUCUCAGAGAACUCAUCGGCAGAUUGGGCAGCAUUUGCAAUAAUAAUUACAACAACAGUACAAACACCUCUUGCUACAGUACGCCUCUCAAUUCUCCUCCUAAACUCAACCUCUUCGCCCAACACCACCACAACAACAACAGCUUCCCUACAAACAUGGCUCCGUUUUCCACGGAUCCAGCUUUUGCUGAAAGGGCUGCCAGAUAUUCUUCUAGGGUUUCUGGAUCUAAUCCAAUUGAUUUUAAACCUGAAUUGGCUGAUUCCAGGGAGAAUUCUUCUGUUUCCGAUCAGCAGAUCCCAAUUAAUAUUAUCGCCGGCGGCGGCGGCGGUGGUGGUGGUGGUGCCGCCGUUUCUAGAAAGAGAAAAUCGAUUCCAAAGGGGAAGGGCAAAGAAACACCCCCUGCACCCAAACCUGCUGCUGCUGCUGCUGCUAAAGAUAAUGCCAAUAAUGUUGGUUCGGAGAAUAGCGAAUCGAGUGUGAAAAGAAGCAAAUCCGAAGAAGAAGAUGAUGAUAAUGAAAAGGAUGGAUCAAAAGGAAAGGAUAAUAUUAAUACAAAAGAGGCUCCAAAAGACUACAUUCAUGUGAGGGCUAGACGUGGUCAAGCUACCGAUGCCCACAGCCUCGCCGAAAGAGUUCGAAGAGAGAAGAUCAGUGAAAGGAUGAAAUUCCUGCAAGAUCUUGUACCAGGUUGCAAUAAGGUUACUGGUAAAGCUGUUAUGCUUGAUGAGAUCAUUAAUUAUGUGCAGUCUUUGCAACGACAAGUUGAGUUCCUUUCCAUGAAAUUGGCUACUGUCAAUCCAAGAAUGGAUAUCAACGUCGAAGCACUUAUGUCGUCCAAGGAUAUGUUUCAGUCUCGUAACGUAUUUCCGUCAGACGGAUAUCCCUUCCAAUCUCAGCCAAAUUCGCAUAUUAUGGAUAUUCCGAGUGCAGCCGAUAAUGUACCUUUUCAGUCUAGUAACAACUUCAAUGCCGCCUUUGCCAGAAACCAAACCAUGCAGCAACUGCCUCCUAUGGACAAUUUUACCGAAACCGCCUCUCAAGUUUCGACGUUUUGGGAGGAUGAUCUCCAUAGCGUUGUCCAGAUGGAGUUCACCCAAAACCAGUCGCAAUUUUCAUGAGAUUUAUCCGCCAAAGCUCAACGAAAUGGAAGUUUGAGCUACGAUUGUUGUUCAUUGUCAUUGUUAAUUCUAUUUAUUAAUCGAGGCCCCGAGUGAGAGUGGCCUUCUUCUGUAUAUAGUGGCAAAACAAAUUUAGUUCAAGUAAAGAUUUAUUCGGUGACCAUUUAUCCCCAAAAAAAAAAGCUAAGGAGCUUCUCCGAUCCAACCUCUGGUUCUUGUUCAUCAUCAUCGAUUUCGCAGAUGAAAUCAAGAACUCGUUGCCCCUAUAAUGGUGGAAAAGACUCUGAAAAGUCAAUUGUAACAAUUAUUUAUUUAUUUUUCUUAUUUUUCCUUUCUAAGCAAGGUAAAGAAAGAAGUUAUGUUUAAGGGUUGAUGUUAGUUUUUUUCUAUGUAUUAUUUACCUGAGGAAUAUUCAGAUUAUUUAUCACUAAUAAUUCAUUGCAAAUCUCUUA
Erythranthe guttata (spotted monkey flower) is the source of this 2267-nucleotide messenger RNA. RefSeq names its product transcription factor bHLH78. Gene Ontology annotation, molecular function: DNA-binding transcription factor activity; protein dimerization activity. NCBI's taxonomy places the organism in Eukaryota, Viridiplantae, Streptophyta, Magnoliopsida, Lamiales, Phrymaceae. Gene Ontology annotation, biological process: regulation of DNA-templated transcription. The record is from RefSeq and is a predicted model, not a curated record. Gene Ontology annotation, cellular component: nucleus.